Messenger RNA from Candidozyma haemuli, 1194 nucleotides. RefSeq lists its product as uncharacterized. Gene Ontology annotation, biological process: translational termination. Bases 1 to 1194 code for a protein of 397 amino acids. Lineage: Eukaryota; Fungi; Ascomycota; Pichiomycetes; Serinales; Metschnikowiaceae. The record is from RefSeq and is a predicted model, not a curated record. Gene Ontology annotation, molecular function: translation release factor activity. The transcript has a single exon.
AUGCUUCGAAGACUCCCACUACAAUGGCUUCGUUUUGCCAGUCAAAGGGCUACAAUUAAUGCUAUGAAGGCAGAGGACCUCAUUGAACCUAUUCACCCGCUUCUCUUAGCCAGAGCGCAGGCCAUGACCAAAGAGUACGGUUCUCUUGAGAAGAAGAUGGAAAAUGGAGGCUUCGACCAAGACGUCAGCAUUCGUUUCCUGACGGUAUCCACGAUAUUGGAGAACUACCAUAAGUACAAGAGUGAUAUGGAGAAUGUCACUGCUCUUUUGGAUAUCAUUAACGAAGAGUCCCCAGACCAAGAGCUUUUGGAAGAGGCACAGAAAGAACUCAAGGAUAUAAUACCCAACAUUCUGAGAACUUCCCAGAACCUUCAGAAACGGUUAUUACCACCGUUGAGUCACGAUGAUAAGCCAGCUAUGAUGGAACUCCGUCCUGGUGUGGGAGGAUCAGAGGCUGGCCUUUUUGCAGAGGACCUUCUCAACAUGUACAUAAACUAUGCCAAUCACAAAAAGUGGCCUCUCAAGAUUAUGAGCAAAACUAUUGGAUCUAAUAACGGUCUUUCUGAAGCUAUUAUCACAAUCGAUGCUCCUGGUGCUUACAAUACGCUUCGACACGAGAGUGGUGUCCAUAGAGUGCAGCGUGUACCUGCAACAGAGACCAAAGGACGUACUCAUACUUCCACUGCAGCGGUAGUGGUGUUACCGAAGAUGUCUGAAGGUACUGAACAAUCGUUACAAGAGGAUGAACGUCAAUUUGCUCCUGGUGAAGUUCGUAUUGAUACCAUGAGAGCUGGAGGAAAAGGUGGCCAGCAUGUGAACACAACGGAUUCUGCUGUGCGUUUGGUACAUAUUCCAACCGGAAUCAUUGUGAUGCAACAAGACGAACGGUCACAGCCGCGUAAUAAGGCCAAAGCUUUUCAGAUCUUGCGUUCUAGGUUGGCGCUCUUACAACGUGAAAAGGAAAUCGCUGAACAGCGCAAAAUGAGGACCGAUCAAGUCUCUACAACUGAUCGUUCUGAUAAAAUUCGAACCUACAAUUACCCUCAGAACAGAGUUACAGACCACCGUUGUGGACAUUCAGUGCACGAUUUACCAGGCGUCAUGACUGGGGUUAAGUUAGACGAGUUGAUUGAAAAAGUCGAUGAGCACGAGUUCGAGGAACGUCUCCAAUUCCUUAUAGACCUGGAGAAGUAA